This is a messenger RNA of Cyphomyrmex costatus, 1710 nucleotides long. RefSeq lists its product as uncharacterized. Gene Ontology annotation, cellular component: membrane. Bases 1 to 1710 code for a protein of 569 amino acids. The transcript is spliced from 10 exons. The record is from RefSeq and is a predicted model, not a curated record. Gene Ontology annotation, biological process: sensory perception of smell. Gene Ontology annotation, molecular function: odorant binding; olfactory receptor activity; nucleic acid binding. Lineage: Eukaryota; Metazoa; Arthropoda; Insecta; Hymenoptera; Formicidae.
AUGGACAUUACAAAAUCUCCGGGAUACAGAGAUUUCAUGUGGGCAGUUAAUUUACAUCGUAUUGGAUUUGAAAUGGUGGGCUUGUGGCCUAAACUCAACAAAUGUACCGAAAAAAGUUUGUGGUCAGAAAUUUGGGUUGCUAUCAUUUAUAUUUUAUUAAUAUUUGUUUCUAAUGUUCCAAUGAUAUGUGCGGUUAUAGAAGUUUGGGGUGACAUGGUACUUGUAAUAGAUAAUUUACAUACAACGUUACCCCAACUGAUAAUAUCAGUGAGAUACGUCAUAAUACGAUGGAAACAAACAGUUCUAUUGUCAAUUAUAAACAUGAUGGCGGAAGACUGGAUAGCAUUCAAGCAAGAUAGAGAAAGAAACGUGAUGAUGAAACAAGCACAAACAGCACGAUUAAUUAUGAUAAUUGGAUAUAUUUUCAUGGUAAUAGCGAUUCUCGCAGUAAUCAUUCCACCUUGUUUUGGCAUUUCAGUGAUAUACGUAGCGAAUCUCACCGGUGUGCGCAAAACAUUACCGUUAAAGACAUUUGUCGACAAUAUUGAAAAUACGUACUCAGUAAUGAUGUUAGUAUUGAUAUUUACUAACAAAAAUAUAGCUAAUGCUGAUGUCGCACAAGGAUACUUCUCACUAUUACUUCUUGUUAUCUUAUUAAUGAAUACUUUUCUGUAUUGUGUAGCAGGAGAGCUUGUAACAGAACAAAAGGGUGUAGUGUACCAUGAGCUGUUGAAAUCUGGUCAAACAGUCACAGGAGAUUUCUACCAACAACAAAUAAUCCAUUUGAGCCGAGCAUUGCGCGAAAAACGACCAGAAUAUGAAACAAGACGGCAUAAAGUGAUCUUGCUUCACGACAACGCUCGACCUCGCGUCACAAAACUCGUUAAGGAAACGUUAGAAGCACUUCGCUGGGAAGUGCUACCUCAUACGGCUUAUUCACCAGACUGUGCCCCUUCCGACUACCACCUGUUUCGGUCAAUGGUACACGCACUUGCAGAGGAACACUUCAACUCUUAUGAAAGCAUCGAAAAAUGGUUUAACUUUGAUUUCAUAUGGGCAGUUAAUCUACAUCGUUUAGGAUUAGAAACAGUGGGUCUGUGGCCCAAAUCCAACAAAUGUACUAAGAAAAGUUUCUGGCUAGAAAUUUGGGUCGGCAUCGUUUUUAUUUUAUUAAUAUUUGUUUCUAAUAUUCCACUAAUAUGUGCAGUUAUACGAGUUUGGGGCAAUAUGGUAUUUGUAAUAAACAAUUUACAGACAGCAUUACCUCAGAUCAUUGUAUCAGUGAAAUACGUUAUCUUACUACGGAAACGAACACAAGAUUGGAUAGCAUUCAAACUGGACGGAGAAAGAGAUGUGAUGAUAAAACGAGCACGAACAGCGCGAUUAAUUACAUUGAUUGGAUAUAGUACGAUAACAACAGCGGUUCUCACAAUAAUUAUUCUUUCUUGUUUUAGCAUUGAAGUAACAUUCGUAUCGAAUUCUACGAAUAGGCAUAAGUCAUUACUGUUUGAAACGUAUCAUUUUUACGAUUCAAAUAAGAGUCCGCAAUUUGAAUUGACAUAUUUUCUUCAGACUGUGACACUAUUGUUGUCGGCUAUCAUUUAUAUGUCUAUAGAUAUUUUUCUAGUACUGAUAGUUUUUCACAUUUGUGGCCAGUUAGAAAAUCUUAGCUGUCACUUGCCAACUAUGUCGAAAGUACAUACUCUGUAA